Messenger RNA from Parnassius apollo (apollo), 357 nucleotides. The record is from the annotation of a GenBank genome assembly. Lineage: Eukaryota; Metazoa; Arthropoda; Insecta; Lepidoptera; Papilionidae.
AUGACCGAAUAUGUUGAUUUGACCAUUGACCACUCUUAUUCCCAAAAGAGAAAACAUGUAAACCACAUUUGUGCUCAAACAAUGGACAGCAACUCCCAGUUUCACCAGAAUAUAUUAGAAGGUUUAAGGAGCACUCAGCUAUUAAAUAGCUUAAGCUUUGAAUAUUGCUGCAUAUUUGACACUUGUGUCCGCUGGCGGCGCCGCUACACGCCUCUGCGUGAGUUAUCUGUGACCACGAACAACAGCCACGCUCCAGGUCACUGCCGCUUCACGACAACGUUAACCGGGACUCGCGCUCCCGGGCUAGCAGCUCCUAGCGCGUGUCCGCUGGCGGCGCCGCUACACGCCUCUGCGUGA